AGCCCAACCGAGAUAGCUCAAAGUGGCUUGUGUUUACACAGGCUGGUAUUUUCUCGCAGAUCGUUCUUCGUGCAAUGGCUACCAUCUUGGGAAGUUGUCGUGAGCUGUUACAUGAGCUGGGAAUAUACCUGUGGUGCACUGUGGCCAGGCUGGUGUUUGCCUUGUGGUGCUGCUGGAAAAAGCCUCUACAACUCCCACCUGUAACCGACAAGCUUCUUCUCCGUUCUGCUACAUCUCUCGCUGCUGACAUCAGAAAUGGCAAGGUGAAAAGCGUGGACCUUGUCUCGGCCUACAUCAGACGCAUCCGGGAGGUGCAGCCCAUCAUUAACGCUGUCGUCGAAGAGAGGUUUGAAGAGGCUCUCAAAGAUGCCGAGGAAGUCGACAGACUGAUGGCAUCGGCAACCAUGAGCGCGAGUCAAAUGAGCAAAGAAAAGCCACUGCUGGGCCUUCCGUUCACUUCCAAGAACAGCAUUGCCAUCAGAGGCAUGCGACAUGACGCGGGCUCCCUCUUCUGGCUUGGUCGGCGCGCCGUGGAAGAUGCCCCUAGCGUGGCGUCCUUGCGGCAAGGCGGCGCCAUCCCACUGGCGCUGACCAACGUGCCUGAGCUGUGCAUGUGGAGCGAGUCGCACAACUUGUUGGACGGCUGCACGCAGAACCCGCACGACACGCGCCGAAGCCCCGGUGGAAGCAGCGGUGGAGAGGGAAGUCUCCUUGCAGCGGCUGGAUCCCUGAUUGGCCUGGGAACAGACGUCGCGGGAAGCGUGCGAAUACCAGCCGCCUACUGCGGGAUCUUCGGCCACAAGCCAACAGCUGGAGUGGUGCCAAACACUGGCCUGAUGCCAGACCUUGGAGAAAACGUGGCGCAGUUCAACUGCGUGGGACCAAUGACAAGGUAUGCAGAGGACUUGCCGCUCAUGCUGAACGUCCUGGCAGGAACCGCAAUCGACAGGCUUAGACUAAACGAACAGGUAAAUCUGAAGGCCCUGAGGCUGUAUUACAUGGACACUGAAGGGAGCCUCUACAUCAGCCGUGUGACCGCUGAUAUGCGCCGGGCAGUUAGACGGGUCACCCAGUACCUCACUGUGGAGCACGGACUCGAAGCGAAUCAGCUGCACCUGCCCGAAAUGCGAUUCGGCAUGGAGGAGUGGUUCAAGGUUAUUGCCAUCAAGGAUCCCACACCACUGGCCCAUAUCUUCAGGCCCGGCGGCUUUAACACGUUAGUCGAACUGCUCCGCCACCUCGUGGGUGCUGGCCGGCACACACUCGCAGCGUUGGUCGCGUCUAGGACGGCUUCGCUUUACAGCUUCCGUUCGGAGCAAAAGGCUCAAGCCUUCACGGCUUCCAUAGAAAGAGCCCGCGAUCGGUUCGAGGAGACGCUGGGUGACGACGGAGUUCUUGUCCUGCCAGCUUCCACGAGCGAUGCGCCGUUUCAGAAUCAGGAAUUUCUAUUUGUCGAUUCAACAGGCAUGACGGCUCUGUUCAAUUUGUUCAAGGUGCCCGCAACAGUGUGUCCUGUAAUGCUAUCAAGAGAGAAUUUGCCCUCGUGCAUCCAGGUUGUUGCCAAGAGGGGAAAUGACCGGAUAUGCCUGGCUGUUGCCAAGGAAAUAGAGAAACGCUUUGGUGGGUGGGCUGAUCCUUCGGCGAAACUUCAAUGA
Messenger RNA from Rhipicephalus sanguineus (brown dog tick), 1655 nucleotides. RefSeq names its product fatty-acid amide hydrolase 2-A. The record is from RefSeq and is a predicted model, not a curated record. The coding region runs from base 75 to 1655 and encodes 526 amino acids. The transcript is spliced from 7 exons. Lineage: Eukaryota; Metazoa; Arthropoda; Arachnida; Ixodida; Ixodidae.